This is a messenger RNA of Gopherus evgoodei (Goodes thornscrub tortoise), 9250 nucleotides long. RefSeq names its product sodium channel epithelial 1 beta subunit (gene SCNN1B). Bases 2267 to 4258 code for a protein of 663 amino acids. The transcript is spliced from 12 exons. Lineage: Eukaryota; Metazoa; Chordata; Testudines; Testudinidae. The record is from RefSeq and is a predicted model, not a curated record. Gene Ontology annotation, cellular component: membrane. Gene Ontology annotation, biological process: sodium ion transmembrane transport. Gene Ontology annotation, molecular function: ligand-gated sodium channel activity.
CUAGAUGACCUCCUGCAGUCUCUGCUAGCCCUAAUCUAUGAUUCUAUGAUCAAAGUUGGAAAUUACCCAGUGGAAUUCAGGUGUGUUUUAAUUUUAAUCUAAUCUAAUCAAUCUAAAUCUUUUAAUGGAUUUUUUUAAAAGAGGGGGAAAUAUUUACUAGUUUGCUUUUGCCAAUCUCUCUGGCUUCCAGUGUAUUUUGGUUAUGCCAGUUUGUGAGACAAGGGGUUUCCUGAUCCGGGAUUUAGCAAGCAGAUGUCUAACUGGUGGCAGGACAGCAGAGGUGAAAAGGCCACAUGUAAUAAACUUCCAGCCUUUCUCUGUGCCACAGGCUUGUUUAUUCCUCUGGAAUUGCCUGCUCAGAGGGGACCUUCUGCUUGGACCUCUCCUGUCUUCCACAGGGAUGAGUUGGGAUUCAGCGAAGAGUCAUUGCUUCUGCAGCACCCCAGCCCCUGCAGAGGUCUUCUGCAGGGUCAGGCAUCGAUGUCUGGAAAGUAGAAGAGAUAGGCACGAAAAGUGCCUAUUGCCCGCCCUCAUCCUCACCACAGACCUGCACAAAAGCCAGUGGGAAAUUAAUCAAACCUAAAGGCCCCCUUCAUGCUGAAGAAACUCUUGAGAGCGGGGGGCUCGGAGAGUCCUUCCUUGGUAUUGUAAUGUCAUUGGAGUAAUGCUGUCAGGGAGGCAGAGAGCUGGGGGCCCCAGGUCCCCUUUGUAGAUUCCAUGAAAUCUGCUGGGCGUGGGGACAAAACUUCCUCCUGUUCCCAGGAGGAAAGAAUCUAAGCCCUGUCCCUGACAGAACAAUCCUAGGAAAUCUCUGGAAUGAGAUAGUGCUAAGGGGGAGGGACGGGAGGGUUCCUCCCCUUCAGAGCUCCUUCGCAUGGGUUUUCCUUAGGGAAGAGGUAAUCUGGGUCUCAUGACAUUUGAUAUUGGGUGAUGAGGAGCUGUUGGGGCAUGGCACAGGAUUAUGGGGCUGUGAGUAACUGGAGACAGAUGGGAGUUUGACUCCCGCUCAGCAUGAAGCUGUGAGACGUCACAAAGUCAGUGAAUCAUUUUCAAUCUUUAUCAAACUCAUUGCACUUGUAAUCUAGGCCAGAUUUGGAAGGUGUCCUCACCACUCCCAUAAACAGCUGAGCCUGUGUGAGUACACAGUUACUAUCCAGUUCCUCGGCUUGGCUAGGUGAGGUUUCAGACUGAUGCAGUCAUCUCACCAAAUAGGCCCAAGAGAAAAAGACCAUCUAACCGAAUGAAAUCAGCCUGCAUUGCCUUCCCAUUCUAGAGGUGUAAAGAGAUCUGAGUGCCUGACCUACACCCCAGCAACCUGUACAGCAACUUUCCUUUGAUAUUUUAUUUACAUGGGAUUACAUUUAGUAAGAGUAACAUUGCAUAAAAGCAGAAUUUGUUCUUCUGAAUACUGAAACGUUUCUAGUUUUACACCUUCAGUAUUACUGUUCCCAGUAUGCUUCAUACCAUAUUUAACAUGGGUCUUCAAUCCUGACGUUCUACAUUUUAAACCUCUGAACGAUUUUCUACUUAGCUAGAUCUCUCUUUUGUUGUGAAAUUCUGCUCCGGGAUAUAAAGAUUUAGUAACAUGCAUUCUCAACUUACAAUAACAGCAUAAAAUGUACCAUGUACUCACAAUACCAGUCCAAAAUAUGCAGCAUCCUUCAUAUCAGCAGCACAAAAUGUACUGAUACUAUCUUAAAACAAAGGAAUCUGAAAAAAAUAAAUAAACCUACUGUUCCUUCUCUUGCAGGCACCCCUUGCUACUUUGAUAUUUUUAGUCUUGAAAAAGGACACUUUGGGUCUUUUUCUUAUAUAGGCUCCUAUUACCCCUCACCCCCUGUCCCAAUUUUUCACAUUUGCUGUCUGGUCACCCUAGGUCCCUUCUCCAAGGAUCUUACACAGUGUAGGCUGUAAUAGGCUCAGAAUGGGUUUGCAAGUAUGACUUGCCUUUCAAUAACUGCAUGUUUUCCGUUACCCAUGUCUAGGUGGGAAGGAUUUUCAGUAUUGCUGGAGGAGGCCCAGCUCUGGAGCGGGACAGUAGGAGGUUGAGAGGUCUCUUUCAACACAGGUAGUGAGAGGCUGAGAAUCUCAUUCACAUUUCCCUCCUGGCAACAAAGACCACAACUGCUAGGGCAUAGGUGAGAUCACUACCCUGUGAUCUGUGAAACCCACCUGGAGAGCUCCCAUGUGAAGGACUCCUACAAGCAGAAUACAGCAAGUAAUUUAAAUCCCGCCGCCUAAGAUUAACCAGUUCUGUUUCCCCCGCAUGUUCACAGGCAUUACAAUGAACUUUAAAAGGUAUUUCAUUAGAGUGCUGCACCGUCUCCAGAAGGGGCCGGGAUACACAUACAAAGAGCUGCUGGUCUGGUACUGCGAUAACACCAACACACAUGGACCCAAGCGCAUCAUCCGAGAGGGGCCAAAGAAAAAAGUCAUCUGGUUUUUCCUGACUCUGCUCUUCGCAUCUCUCGUCUUCUGGCAAUGGGGGAUCCUCAUUGACACAUACCUCUCCUACAGUGUCAGUUCAUCUCUCUCUAUAGGGUUUAAGACCAUGAAGUUCCCAGCAGUCACGGUCUGCAAUGCCAGCCCCUACAAAUACUCCAAGGUGAGGCAUCUAUUGAAAGAGUUGGAUGAGCUCACUGAGGCAGCCCUGGAAAGGAUCCUGCAGUCCAAGCAUGGGGACGCAAUCUCAACUCCCCCACUACACUCCAGUGAGACUGUUUCUCAGAGGUUAGACUUGAAGCUCUGGAACCAAAUCCCCUUGGUUCUGAUUGAUGAAAGUGACCCAGACCAUCCCGUCAUUAUCGAUCUCUUUGAGACCAACCAAAGUGGCUCAGGAACCCAGCCUAACAAUUCCACUCCCGCCCUGUCCAACGUGACGUCAGAAGCGAAGAAACACAAAGUGGCAGUGAAGCUGUGCCACCACAAGGACACCCCCCAGUGCAUCUACUGGAACUUCACCAGCGCCGCCCAAGCGGUGACAGAAUGGUACAUUCUGCAGUCCACUAGCAUCCUCUCUAAAGUCCCGCUGCAAGAGAGGAUCAGGAUGGGCUACCAGCCAGAGGACAUGAUCUUAGCAUGUCUGUAUGGGGCAGAGCCCUGCAGCUACAGAAAUUUCACCCAGAUCUAUCAUCCUGACCAUGGCAACUGCUACAUCUUUAACUGGGGAAUGGAUGAGGAAGCCCUGAUUUCUUCCAACCCGGGAGCAGAGUUUGGGCUGAAGUUAAUUCUGGACAUCAGCCAACAAGACUACAUUCCCUACCUCACAUCUACUGCUGGGGCCAGGCUUAUGCUGCAUGAGCAGAAGAGUUUCCCGUUUCUUAAAGACCAGGGCAUCUAUGCCAUGUCUGGGACAGAAACCUCUAUCGGCGUAUUAGUGGAUGAACUUGAGCGGAUGGGUUAUCCCUACAGCGACUGCACUAUGAAUGGGUCAGAUGUCCCUGUAAAAAAUCUUUAUAACGAGUAUAACAUCUCCUACUCCAUACAGGCUUGUCUGCGCUCCUGUUUCCAAGCUCAGAUGUUUGAAAAUUGUGGAUGUGCUCACUAUCUGUUUCCUUUACCUGAAGGGGUAAAUUAUUGCAACAAUGAAGAUGAUCCAGAUUGGGCAUAUUGCUAUUCUUCACUGAGAUCAAGUAUAAGACACAGGCAGUUUUGUAUUGACUCUUGUAAGGAAACGUGCAAUGACACUCAGUACAAGAUGACCAUAUCGAUGGCAGACUGGCCGUCUGAGGCUUCCGAGGACUGGAUUUUCCAUAUUUUGUCCUAUGAAAGAGAUCUGUCAACAAAUGUGACUCUGGACAGAAAUGGGAUCAUCAAGCUAAAUAUUUACUUCCAAGAGUAUAACUACAGAACCAUCUCGGAAUCUGCGGCUACAACCAUUGUGUGGCUCCUGUCAAGCUUGGGCGGCCAGUUUGGGUUCUGGAUGGGGGGCUCAGUGCUGUGCCUCAUUGAAUUUGGAGAAAUCAUCAUUGACUUUCUGUGGAUCACCAUAAUUAACGUCAUCAGCUGGUGCAAAGGCCUGAAGCAGAAACGAGCCUGGGCCCAGUACCCAGACACACCUCCGACUGUGUCAGAGCUGGUGGAGGCGCAUACCAAUCUUGGGUUCCAACAUGAGGACACCAACAUCACCCCCCGUGAUGAAGUUCCUCCCCCUGGAGCACUCCCACCAGAGCCAGGCACCCCACCCCCUAAGUAUGACUCCCUGCGUGUAGACCCACAGGCUGACAUUGACUCGGACAGCGAUGUAGAGGCCAGUUAAGAAGCACAGAAUAUUGCACUGCACUUGGCCACCUGACCCUUGUAACUGACUUGGCACCAUGCUCUGCUCAUUAGGAGAGCUGCAGGGGCUAAAAAGGCCACAAAGCUCAUUUUAAAGAAAUUCCACCCAUAAAGCAUGGGGGGGGGCAUUGACUUUACUGUAUAACCUGCAUAAUUCAAUACUGCAAUCUAUUCCAAUCUAAGACACACUACUGAUUUUUUUCAGCAAGUUCCUCCCCCACGCACACUUGUAUCUAGAAAGUGCUUAUUUGCAUGCUGUUUCUGUGAUCAAUAGCUUCUCAUGGAAUGACUGUGAUAAACGAAUCAUGCUACUAGGUAUACGAGUAUGAUACCAGAAUAAAGGCUAUCGCAAUGACAACAGGAAAUUUAUUAUAUGGGAGGAAAGUCACAAAGGAAAGACUAAGGCUGGCUUGCCGUAGGAAGAGACUGGGACGUCCGUGACAUGACAGGGGCUUUGCUCUACGGGGUAGAGCUUUAGAAACUGAAAAGUACCAACUAGAGCUUGUUCUACACUCGUCUGUUUCUGUACAGCUAGCCUGCAAGUAACAAAACUGAAGUGACCCUCCCUUUUUAUCUUUUUCUAAGGUCUUCUCAACUCUCAAUAUUUCUGCCUCCAAGUAACCAGCAGUAUAAACAGUGACUACUCCAGAUACAAGUUGUGUUGGCUGCUUGCUGGAGCCCGUAUGCUUUUUGUUUGCACUCCUAUGCUCACUGCUCUGAUUUUUUGUAAUUAGUUUCCUGCAGAUGGGCACAUUUGUUAAUAUAUGUUAGAAGUAAACAGUUCAGAUUCCAAUAAAGAUACAAGCACGCCUACCAUGGGUGGAGUGGCAGGUCACCUAACAGUAUCAUUCUUGGCAAAAGCCAUCAGCUAUCAUUGCUGAGUUUCCUGGUGGCACAGCAGGUGACAUUUAGUCUUUCUGAAAAAAGAGACACUGCUAGUACAGGAUAGGACUAGGUCAGGUGCAGCUUUGGGCAGCUUCCCUAGGCAGCCAGCUCUGCUACCGCAACACUAGCCCUGCGAUUCCAUUUUGCAGACUGCCUCGGGGAGCAGGGUUGCUGUAAUAUAGUAAAAUCUCCAUAGGGCACUUGGUAGGUGAGCGUAAGACCUUGGUCUUAUGGCUGAUAUGAACCAUGUCUUUGCGAGAAGGGAGCAGCUCCAUGCCAAGGCUGCUGUCCCACUGCCUCUCAACCAUGCUGCAGCUCUAGUUUACAGAAGUAGUUUUCAGAACUUCAGGAAGAAACAAGAUUGUAUGGUCAAGUCAUGAGAGCCCUGGAGAUUAUCCCCAGCUCAGCAGUUCCUGGCUGUGUGGCCAUGGAUGAGUUCGCUCCCAGCCCCUUACCUGUAAAAUGGGGCUAGUACAUUUUCACAUAUCAGAGGGGUGGUGAGGCUUCAUGUUGAAAUCCACAGCUGAAAGCUGCUAUCAAAGUGCAGUGCUAUUAAUUGGACACAAAAUUCUCAAGUCUCAGGCUAGCUGAAGACUCUCCAUUCCUCCUUCACACAGCCACAGAAGUGAUCGUCCUCACACCCAGCAGCACUACUGAGGUAACAAAAUUCUAGCGAGACACACCCUAACAAUCACACAAUCGGUUACUAGUGCUGCAGGCCCUGGUGGCUGCAGUGCCCUGCCAUUUGUGGGUCCCCAUAUUACACCCAGGGCUUUGCACUGGAAUUUUAUUAUAAGAAGCCCUUGGUUUGGAAUUCUGAAUACUUCCAGUGAUGUUUAAAGAACUAAGCCUUGCGCGCUCUGAAGAUCGCUCCAUAUCGCUAAUACACACAAUGGUAAGGAGCUGCAUUCUGCACAGGCCUGUCUCCUCCUCCCAUUCACAUUAACCAUUUUGGAUAAAGCAUUAGGCCGUCGGCACCACAUUGUAACCCAGGACAGCCAAGUCACAAAGACCACUGCAUGUCUGCCAUUCUGCCCCAGGCAGGGGGAGCCCAAGGACAGCUUUGUCAUUAGCUGAGGGCACAGCUCCUGAGAGCAGAAAUUGAAUUGGUUUUCCUUUCAAUAUGAAACAGGAUGGUGUGAAUUAUUGUAAGUAGGAUAAAUUAGGGAUAAGUGACUCAUUCUCUAAAGUCCCAAGGCUGCCAUGAGCUCUAGCUGGGCAGAUGUGUCCCCACACACAGCCCGGGGUUCAGUGCAAGCAUCGCCCCCCUCAGAACUGAUUACAGGAUGGGAUUCUAAGGGAAAAGUGCAUGGCUUUCUUUCCACAGCUGGGGAACGGCUCUCUCCCCAUGAGUGUUUCUUCGAUGGAGCCACUUGCAGUCUACAUUUUAAAAGUUUCUACCAGUUGGAAAGUUUUAUUUCCUGCACCUACAAUGGGGAACACGGGUAAAAACCAACAACAGUUUUCAAAGAAGUAGAAACUUUCUGAGUGCACUCGCUGAGAGAGGAAGAAUAUAACAAGUAACAACUCAACACAGCCCAGAACACUGAGGACACCUUUUUCCUCAUUAAGACAUAUCAGCCCUGAAUUUGAUUAAUUUACAUAAUAAUUUUGGGCAGAUUUCUUGUUUCAAAAUCAAUGCCACUAAAGGCCUUUUACUGUAUUUAUAAUCUCAAUUUGUUAAAUACCUGAGAAUUCACAUUACAGACCAAAUCUCUAGUACAUCCCUCUAUUAAACCAUUACUAGGGGAGAGCUGAUAGAUGGAAAUCUCUCAUUUCACAGAUUGCAGGGAUAAAUUUACUAAAAAUGAAUGGGAGCUACACUUUAGCAUCCUUUCCUGAUCUUACCAUUUACAGCACCCUGAAUCCUUUCCCUCCUUUUGUUAAAGAAAGUUAUCUAAAUUAGCCACACAAUGUGUUUGUUUAAGCAAAUGCCCUAAAAUCUGCAGAGACUAUCUACAUCAAACAAAGCAACCUCAUGAACUAGGUUCUUAAGAAUUUGAAUAUCUUUUUCCUUACAUAAAUGAACAUUUACUACAGUCCUAUAGCUGCAGUUUCCAGCAUCACAGAAGUGAAAGCGAAUUCUCUUAUUCUAUCAACCUGUAAUUUCAUUUGUUCUGUUUACACCAAAGAAAGCUUUUAUUUACGAGAACAACCCUUAUACCUCCCAUUCAUUAAAUAUACAGAAAAAACAGCCUCUCAGUUAUCCUUCCGCAUUCCCACCCUUUCCUUCUAUACUAGGAAUACUUAUGGUUCUUCAAAUAAUUUUAGUUAUUGGUGAAAGACUGUUUCUUGGGCUACUGAGGAGGAGCCGGCUGGGGGAGUUUGGCAGAUAUUACCAGCAGCCCUUUAUAGUGUGUUUUCAUUUAUGGGCUAGAGGCUGAUCCUAUACUCUGCGCACUAGAGAGAUUUCUACAAAGAAAGAAAGAAUCAGUGCCACAUAUUACCAGCAGAUUUGCAAACGAUACAAAACCUGCUUGUUGCCACUAAUGCCACCUAAUCAAUAUUUUAAUCUCAAAACGCUGGUUGCUCACUCGAAGACAGCAUUCAUUUUGUCAGGUCUAGGAAAAAGGGGCAGGAUCUAAGAUGUAUCCGUUAGAAUCUUCUAACUGUCCUAAAAUCAGGAGAUAACUAGAUUAAGUAGUAGACUAAUUUUCCAAAUACUGGUCUAGCAUUCCUCUAUUUGCAUAUCUCAUCUAAUCACUACAUACUUUAAAUAAUCAGCAUUUCAAAAUGAAGCUUCUUUAGGUCAGUAAAUGGAGCCACUCUGUCAAACUUUUGCCUUGAAAAUGUGGCAUUUUCGCUUUGCAUACACAAGGGGAACAGCAUAGCUGCCUACCACACUUUACUGAGUAAAGGGCUGAGGCUGCACCUCACUUCCAAGGAUCAGAUUCCCUACUUACUGCUGAACCAACUCAGCACCAGCCAGGACCAUACCCCAGAACUCUCACCAUGCAGGGAUGAGCUCACGGCAGUCAAUGAGGGAACCCACCUACCCCAGCACUCCAGAGGGUUUGAGGCACUUUAGGUCCCCAGUAUCUGCAGCAGAUGCUUUUAGGGGUAAUAAAAGGGGAGUCUGCUGUCCUGUGCAAUAAACGGACACACAUGAACCAGCUUCUCACUUAAGUUCUUCUACUAUUUCCAGUUCAUGUGCUUCUUAUUCAGUUUGUUAGUGUUUGUAGAAGACAGAAGCUAACAGCGGAUGGAGACCAGCCUAUUCCAGACAGCCAAUUAUGUUAUCUGCGCAGGUGGUGGUGUAAGGAAGAGAUCGCCUAGGCCUGAGUACGUGGAGAGCGAAACCAUGAGCAAGUAAAAAUAACCAGAACUGGUGACAGGGCAGGUGAAAUGCAGUUAGGAAACCUGCUCAGGACAGCAAGAUCCAGUUCUUACAAGAGCCGUCCUAGCCCUUUACUGUUCAACUCCUCACUCCCCUCCUACCCAAUAAAUGGGUUACUUCCUUAGGCAGAGGAUGACUCUAUACUGCACCCGCCUUCAAAGAGUUUCCCUAAAGCCUGAGCGUGCUUCACUGUGCAACCCAUCUGGCCGUUGCGUGAGAACUGGGUACACGAACAAACCUCUGGUUCUGAGCCAGUGCAUUCUAGCACAGAGCAGCUCCUCAGCCACAGACCCCACAGCCCUGUGCAGCAGCGGGCACACAUUGCUCUCCUCAUUUUACAGGUGAGUUAGUCUAGCCACAGAGAAGCGAUUUGCUUAAGGCACCAAGCAAGACAACAGGGAGCUGAGAAUAAACCCAGGUCUCCUGAUUCCACCUCUGAUGUCCUAGCCACUGGACAAUGCCUCCUCAAUCACUUGCAACAGCUCCGAUUUCAUAGGAGCACAACAGCUGUUCCAGCUCAGAUCCAGGGUGGAUUUAGAAGCGUGUCAAAAUCUCGUUUGGCCCCACUAUUGGCCCAAGCCUUAUGCAGCGGCAAGGCAGAGUACAUAACCCUGGGAGGCCAGCUGCAGAGAGAGGAGACAGAGUCUGUUCCAAAUCCAGCCCUCACCAGAACAGCUGAUGAAUCAGGUCCCCUCCAAUAUAGCAACCUCUAGCUCAGGGAUUGGCAGCCUUUGGCACACAGCCCAGAAG